GCUCGGCUGCCAGAGCCGCCGAAGAGACAGGGGAAGCUCAGGGCCGGGCGCUCCCGCUCUCCCACGCCCCCGGCCCACGCCCCCGGCGCCGGGUGAAGCGGGGGCUGCCAGCCGGGGGUCCCGUCGGGGGUCCAUGCCAGCCGGAGCAGGAGCGCUGACGGUGCCUCUUGUCCUCCCUGAGGUGACAUGAAGCAGCUGAAGUGACCCGCGAGCCGUCGCAGCGCUGCCCACGAUGGGCUGCGUGCCCUGCAAAGAGAGGGCGGCUGGCAAAGGGCAGCCGGGGGGCGACGGGCCCUCCCUGCAGCCCCCGGGCUCUCAGUACGACCCCGACCCCACGCAGCCAGGGGCCAUCUUCACCCGCAUCCCCGACUUCAACAACUUCCAGGGGCCGGCCCUGCCCUCGGCCCCGUCCUUCACAGGGCUGGGGGGCUUCACCUCCAACAUGCUGCAAACAUGGAGCGGGGGCAUCACAGGUGGGGGGGUGACUCUCUUCAUUGCCCUCUAUGACUACGAGGCCAGGACGGAGGAUGACCUGACAUUCCAGAAAGGAGAGAAAUUCCACAUCAUCAACAACACGGAGGGGGACUGGUGGGAGGCCAGGUCACUGAGCUCAGGUGCCACCGGCUACAUCCCCAGCAACUACGUGGCCCCUGUGGACUCCAUCCAGGCGGAAGAGUGGUACUUUGGGAAGAUCGGGCGCAAGGAUGCGGAGCGGCAGCUCCUGUGCCACGGCAACUCCAGGGGCACCUUCCUCAUUCGGGAGAGYGAGACAACGAAAGGUGCCUACUCCCUCUCCAUCCGGGACUGGGAUGAAGCCAAGGGAGACCACGUCAAGCACUAUAAGAUUCGGAAACUGGAUAACGGGGGGUACUACAUCACCACCCGCGCCCAGUUCGACACGGUGCAGCAGCUGGUCCAGCACUAUGUGGAGCGGGCAGCGGGGCUGUGCUGCCGCCUGGCCAUGCCGUGCCACAAGGGAACCCCCAAACUGGCCGACCUCUCAGUGAAAACCAAAGACGUGUGGGAGAUCCCCCGCGAGUCCCUCCAGCUCCUCAAGAAGCUGGGCAAUGGACAGUUCGGGGAAGUCUGGAUGGAGUACAACGACGGGUUGUGCCAUCUGCUCACCCACCCGUGCCCCACUAUGAAGCCCCAGACCCUGGGAUUAGCCAAGGAUGCCUGGGAGAUAGCACGGGAAUCCAUCACCCUUGACAAGAAACUCGGCAUGGGCUGUUUUGGAGACGUGUGGAUGGGCACGUGGAAUGGCACCACGAAGGUGGCAGUGAAGACGCUGAAGCCGGGGACCAUGUCCCCCGAGGCGUUCCUGGAGGAGGCGCAGAUCAUGAAGCGGCUGCGGCACGACAAGCUGGUGCAGCUCUACGCCGUGGUGUCGGAGGAGCCYAUCUACAUCGUCACCGAGUUCAUGAGCCAGGGCAGUUUGUUGGAUUUCCUGAAGGAUGGGGACGGCCGCURCCUGAAGCUGCCCCAGCUGGUGGACAUGGCUGCCCAGAUUGCGGCGGGCAUGGCGUACAUCGAGCGCAUGAACUACAUCCACCGCGACCUCCGCGCUGCCAACAUCCUGGUGGGAGACAACCUCGUCUGCAAGAUCGCUGACUUCGGCCUGGCUCGCCUCAUCGAGGACGACGAGUACACGGCACGGCAGGGUGCCAAGUUCCCCAUCAAGUGGACGGCUCCAGAGGCCGCUCUUUUUGGGAGGUUCACCAUCAAGUCAGACGUCUGGUCCUUCGGCAUCCUCCUGACAGAGCUGGUGACCAAAGGCCGKGUGCCCUACCCAGGGAUGAACAACCGAGAGGUGCUGGAGCAGGUGGAGCGGGGGUACCGCAUGCAGUGCCCGGGCAGCUGCCCCCCGUCCCUGCACGAGCUGAUGSUGCAGUGCUGGAAGCGGGAGCCCGAGGAGCGCCCCACCUUCGAGUACCUGCAGUCCUUCCUCGAGGACUAUUUCACUGCCACCGAGCCCCAGUACCAGCCUGGGGACAACCAGUGACCGGCAGCUGGCACCCCAGGAAGCUCUGGGGUGGCUUUGGGGUGAAUCUCCCAUUUGCUUUAGGGGGUUGUUGAUUCCUUUGGCUGUGCCCCCCAAAGUGCCCGUUGUGGGGUGCUCAGGGUGCCCCAGGAAUGACACGGGGCUUUGCACAGGGAUGUUGGACUCGGAGAGGUGGCAAAGCUGUGCCCCCCAGGCCCUCCUUCCCCCACUCCCUUUAUUGCCUUCACACCCAGCUUUGAGCCUGCGGGGCUUUGGCUGCAGGGAGGAGUGCGGGGUACCCCCUGAAUGCCCCAAACACCCCCAGAGCCUCGGCAGGAGAGGGCUCAGGGGAAGCUCUCCAUGCCAACCCCGAUCUCCUCUGGGAACACAGCGGGGUGGGGUUCAGCCCCCAAACUCCUGGCACUGACCUGGGGGUGCUCACCUCAACCCUCCCUCCCUCUAUAGGUYUUUAAUUUAUAAGGUUUCAGGUGCCUCCCCCAGCAGCCGCCAAGGGAUCCCAGCAUUUYGGGGACUCCCUUGUCCCCCUCACUCAUCUCCUCUGCUUUACAGUAAAGUCCUGAAACCAUGAACCUCUGCUGGCACUGGGAGCACAGGGGAUCCGGGGGAGCA
Malurus melanocephalus (red-backed fairy wren) is the source of this 2611-nucleotide messenger RNA. It is a transcript of the gene FGR, whose product is annotated as FGR proto-oncogene, Src family tyrosine kinase. Gene Ontology annotation, biological process: integrin-mediated signaling pathway; cell differentiation; innate immune response. The record is from RefSeq and is a predicted model, not a curated record. Gene Ontology annotation, cellular component: extrinsic component of cytoplasmic side of plasma membrane. The transcript is spliced from 14 exons. The coding region runs from base 233 to 2002 and encodes 589 amino acids. Gene Ontology annotation, molecular function: ATP binding; signaling receptor binding; non-membrane spanning protein tyrosine kinase activity. Lineage: Eukaryota; Metazoa; Chordata; Aves; Passeriformes; Maluridae.